AUGUUUUCUAUGGGAGCUACCCCACCCUCCUCGUCAUCCUCCUCGGCUGCGUCCUCCUUCCAAGGCGAUGACUAUCUUGCAGCUCGGUUCUCUAAAGCUGCUUCAGCCGCUGGUGCCGCCACUCUAGCGGCGGCGGCUGCGACUGCAUUCAGUACACGAACCAGUAAACAAAAACGUACAAAAUACUCUUCUGAUAUCCGGCACACCCCCACCCGCAAUCAAAACAUUCUAGAUAACUCAUAUACUUUGAAACUGGAUCAGGAACAGCAGAAGAAGAAACAGGCACCAGGAUUCAUUGAAUCAACUAGAGAUCAUGUGGUUGACAAGGUAAUAGAAACAAUUCUUGCGGCCAGUAUUCCAGAAGCUUCAGAUUCUAACGUCAAAGCUGAUUCGGAGGCAUUAAGUCAAGAUGAAGACGAAGAAGAUGAUGAUUCAGAAGAGGAAAAUAUCCAGGACGAAGAUGAAGACGAAGACGAAGAACUAGACGAAGAUUUGACACAAAAUUUCGACACAAAAAAAAAUGGCCUAGUAGGAUUUGAUUACCAGCAACUGAUAGACUCAGAUUUAAUAAACACUCCACAAAAUACCCGUCCCAGCAAAGUAAGUGCUUCCGAUAACAAUGACUACAACACUAUCGAAGUGGUUUCCGGUACAUCUGCCAAACGCAAGAGAAGGAAAUCAAAGCACAAACCCCAGCAAGAGCUAUCGCUUUCGAUUCUUGCUUCCAACAUUCGCAAGCUAAAUUCAAGAGCUGGUCUCUUGCUCCAGCUACAAUCCAAUGUGGUCCAUAUUCUUUCCUGGCAUCAACCCUCAGCCACCAUCUCCAUUCUCAUUCUUUACGGCAUAAUAUGCUUCAAUCCCCACCUGCUUGUUGCUAUGCCAAUCAUCCUCAUCCUUUUCGCCAUAAUGGCUCCCGGAUAUAACCAGCGACAUCCUAUACCUAUCGAAUUGACCCCCACGCAGUUCUACCGUCACAAGCUUGGUCACAACUUUGCUGACGCUGAGGAAAUAUUUCGCGACGAACAAAACCUUGUGUUAUCGGCGCGCCAAGCCCAAGAACUCGAAGAGCGCCGCAUUCAGGAAGAAGAACAUGAGCAACAACGCGUGUUGCGCGAACGGUUGCGCGAUUUACAAAAUAUGCUUUCCGCCUUAAUCAAGUCUAUUGAAACUCUCGAAAUAUUUGUCGCGCGAGUCGGCAGCUUUGCAGAUGAAGAAAAGGCUACGGCCAUUUACCUCAUCCUUUUAGUUACCCUUGUUACAACUGUUUACUUUGCAUCAUUUGUUCCUGUAAGCUUUGCCAUUUUAUGUGCAGGCUGGACCCCAGUUCUUCUUUUGCACCCUAAACUAGGCCGUUAUGCCAAAAAGGCCAAGGACAAGUACCUUGAUCUUGACGAGCCUGUAGUGCUGGACAUAUUAAAUUAUGUACAGGAAAAUGAUGUUAUUAUUGAUGACCCCCCAGAAUCCAGAACUGUUGAAAUAUACGAAUUACAGCGCCAGGGUCUCACUCCGAGACAAUGGACCCCAUGGGUUUUCACAACUGAAAUCUACGACAUGACAAGCAUUUCGCGGCGUGCCAAGGAGCGUCCCGUAGGGUCACGAUUCAUGGGCGAUGUUAGACCUCCUAAGGGCUGGAUCUUUUCAGAUGACUGUCCUUGGGAAGAAGAUACUCAACCAAAGGAUUGGGUGCUUUACCGUGGACUGCGCCAUGUCGACAUUGAUCUUGACACUAACUGGGUAUAUGAUUAUUCAAUUCCUGGCGGGUCACCUGAGGAAAAAAAUCGUAGACAGAAAGCCAAGGAAAUGAAGAAAAAACGAUAUGCAGAGCUAGUGGAUGCUGAUGAAUACUAUAUUCCUAGCACAUCUGAAGGCGAAGCAAACUUUGAUGAUGACGAUGCCAGCGAUGACUAUUUAUACGAUGGCGAUGAGUAUUAUAUGUAUGGAACAGAGUCUGUCAAUGAGGCGAAAAUCAAAGCCAUUGAAGAACAAGACUUAUUGGUACGAGGUGAAUGGCGACGCCGGCGGUGGAUCCGCAAGUGCUUUCGACUUUGA
This is a messenger RNA of Magnusiomyces paraingens, 2049 nucleotides long. RefSeq lists its product as uncharacterized. The transcript is spliced from 2 exons. The record is from RefSeq and is a predicted model, not a curated record. Bases 1 to 2049 code for a protein of 682 amino acids. NCBI's taxonomy places the organism in Eukaryota, Fungi, Ascomycota, Dipodascomycetes, Dipodascales, Dipodascaceae. Gene Ontology annotation, biological process: peroxisome organization. Gene Ontology annotation, cellular component: peroxisomal membrane.